AUGGUAGAAACUCUACAUUCCAACUGUACUUUCCUACGCCCAGCUUUCUUCAUACUGACUGGCAUCCCAGGGCUAGGGGGUGCCCAGGCCUGGCUAACACUGGUACUUGGGCCUAUGUAUCUGCUGGCGCUGCUAGGUAAUGGAGCACUGCUGACAGUUACGUGGAUAGAUUCCGCACUGCACCAGCCCAUGUUUCUACUUCUGGCUACACUGGCAGCCACAGACUUGGGCUUAGCCACCUCUGUAGCCCCAGGGUUGCUGGCUGUGCUAUGGCUUGGGCCUCUACCUAUGCCAUACGCUGCCUGCCUGAUCCAGAUGUUCUUUGUACAUGCACUGACCGCCAUGGAGUCUGGUGUGCUUUUGGCCAUGGCCUGUGAUCGCGCUGUGGCUGUAGGACGCCCACUGCACUACUCUAUCCUUGUCACUAAAGCCCGUGUAGGCUACGCUGCCUCGGCACUUGCACUGAAAGCUGUGGCUAUUGUCAUACCUUUUCCUCUGCUGGUAGCACGAUUUGAGUACUUCCAUGCCAAGAUCAUACACCAUGCCUACUGUGCACACAUGGCAGUGGUAGAGCUGGUGGUGGGUAACACCCGGGCCAACAACUUGUAUGGGCUGGCACUCUCACUGGCUGUGUCAGGUGUGGACAUUCUGGGCAUCGCUGGCUCCUAUGGGCUCAUUGCCCAUGCUGUGCUUCAGCUGCCAACUCGGGAGGCCCGUGCCAAGGCCUUUGGGACAUGUAGUUCUCACAUUUGUGUCAUUCUCGCCUUCUAUGUGCCUGGUCUCUUCUCUUACCUCACACAUCGCUUUGGUCGUCACACUGUUCCUAAGCCUGUGCACAUCCUGCUCUCCAAUAUCUACCUGCUGCUGCCACCUGCCCUCAACCCCCUCAUCUACGGGGCCCGCACCAAACAGAUCAGGGAUCGGCUCCUUGCAACAUUCACAUUCAGAAAAGGCCAAUUCUAA
Dipodomys spectabilis (banner-tailed kangaroo rat) is the source of this 963-nucleotide messenger RNA. Its product is annotated as olfactory receptor 52W1. The record is from RefSeq and is a predicted model, not a curated record. Gene Ontology annotation, molecular function: olfactory receptor activity. The transcript has a single exon. Lineage: Eukaryota; Metazoa; Chordata; Mammalia; Rodentia; Heteromyidae. Gene Ontology annotation, biological process: G protein-coupled receptor signaling pathway. Gene Ontology annotation, cellular component: membrane. Bases 1 to 963 code for a protein of 320 amino acids.